GCAACUCCACCCCCCCUAAACAGAUGCAGUCUACAUCCUGACAAAAUAGAGAUAAGGUGACCAAGAAGCCUGUGGAGUUUUCCUGCAACACUGUCUCUCACACUCUGGUAAACUGCUGCCCAUCUGUAUACUAUUUAAAAGGAGCCUCCAGGGAAAACUCUGAACCACAGGGCAGGGAAAGGAAGUGAAAGGAUUUAAUGAAGUACUUCUUAACAGCAAGUGCCACAUCUGGAAGCUAAGGCAGAGCGAGAGAGAGAGGGAGAGAGAGAGAGAGAAAAUCAAAACAAGUGAGCUACUAAGUUGAGAGGAACUGACUGCAGAAGGGGACAGUAACUAAGCUGAAGAAUAGGAACACUUUGCUGAUGACGAUCAGGAAAUGGCACUGAUUUUAACUUGGCAUUGUAUUUGUCUGGUAUUACUUGUUUCAAAAGCCCUUUCUCUAGCUUCAGACUCAGGAAAAAACAAUGGUUACCCUCUUAACCCCAGACAAGGGUGGACUAAUUUGAUAAUCAACCCUGCUGUCAAAGAACAACAUUCAGUGUCUGCUAGAAACCUACCUACCUUCGCUGAGAAAUGUGGUGUUGGGUCCUAUCUUACAUAUGAAGGGAAUUGUUUGCCAUGUAACUGCAAUGGACAUUCGGACAAAUGCCUUGAUGGUUCUGGCAUCUGUAUUGGCUGUGAUGGAAAUACAGCUGGAAGCCACUGUGAGACCUGCCGUGAUGGCUACAUUGGGAAUGUUGUCAGAGGCGUGCCUAGUUCCUGCACUCUUUGCCCUUGUCCACUUGCUUUGGAGUCAAACAACUUUGCACUGUCUUGUGGAAGACGAAGCGGAGUGGUACGUUGUGUCUGUAGAGAAAAUUAUGCUGGACGGAACUGUGAAAGAUGUGCCCCAGGUUACUAUGGCAACCCUUUGAUAAUAGGAAAUUCCUGUAAAAAAUGUAACUGCCAUGGGAACUCGGAUCCUAACCUUAUCUUUGAUGACUGUGAUGAGACAACUGGGCACUGCCGUUACUGCUUACACAACACCACAGGGGUCCACUGUGAACGCUGUGCUCCUGGUUUCUAUGGAGAUGCCAUCUUAGCUAAAAACUGCACAGCUUGUCACUGCAACAAAUGUGGUACUCACUCCUGUGAUGAGAUAUCAGGGAGAUGUCGAUGCAGGCCAGGAGUUACUGGAGCUCUGUGUGAUCACUGUCAGGAUGGCUAUUACGGGUUUGACAGUUGCACUGGCUGCCAGAACUGUGAGUGCAGCUUAGCUGCUAUAGAUCGUAUAUGUGAUCCAUUCACACGACAGUGCAAAUGCCAACCGGGAGCUGGUGGACUGCAUUGUGAACGCUGCAAGAAAGGCCACUGGAAUUAUGGACCAUAUGGCUGUCAGCCAUGUUUGUGUGAUGGAGGACCGUGUGACAGUCAAACAGGAAAAUGUCUGGAGCAUUCUGAUGAAGAACCUGAUGACACGGAGUGUGACCCUGUCAUGUGUGAUAAAUGCAUAUGGGACUCGAUGGAUGACUUAAAAUCAAUAAACGAAACCUUUCUUGAAGCUACAUCCAGCAUUGAAAGCAUCUCCCUUGAAGUCAAUGCUCACAGGUACUUGAGUGACCUCAAUUCUACAGUUGCUGAAUUCAAGGUUCAGCUUCAUGAGAAAAGAAUUAAUGCAGAUUUUCAAAUAUUCCUGACCAAUAACACAGAGAAAACAGUUUCGAACUUCUGGGCAGCCACUGAUACUUUAGCUGCACAGGAAAAAAACAUCUCAACUAAAGGACAACUAGUGGUAAACGACACAAAGGAAGUUUUUAACAAUGCUGAGAAAAUGUCAAAAGAAAUUGUAGAUUUGAAGCUUAGAAUCCAAGAAAUGGCCUUUGAGUUGGACUAUUAUGGAAAGGAACAUGAAUUGACUCCUGAGGAUAUGCAACAGAAGUUAAAAAAAGCUGAGGAAAUGCUGAGAAAAAUGGAAAAACGAAAAUUCAUUCCCCAGGGGGUCAGUGCAGCAACUGAAAGUCGCAACGCUGAAAAUGUAUUAAACCAAACUCGUCAGUUUUUGUUUCCACACUCUGCGGUCACUUCCAUGAUCCCUGCUUUAUGGUCCCAGUUUGGAGUGUACAAAAGCAAGCUGUCAGAACUUCAAAAUGCACUGAAUGAGUCACACAGAAAUGUCAUCCAGACUCAGAAUAAAAACCAAGUGAAUACUCACAGGUUCCAGGAAACUGAGAGUCAGCAGAAGCAGCUGAUGAAAGAAGCUGAUACAGUUAACAGAACACUUUUGAAGGCUGAAAAUAUCCUGUCUGAUACUGCCCUGUCCAUCUCUGAACUUGACAACCUAAUCAAGAAUGUAUCUGAGCUUCAUGCAGAAAUAGACGGUGCCAAGAAACCUCUAAGAGAAAGGCUGGCAAACUUGUCUUCAGUUGAUGGAGAUAUAGUGCAGCGUGCAAUGGAUCAUGCACAGGAACUUCGAAGGCUAGCAGAAAAUCUGGAAGCUGAUAUGAAAAACACCGAUGCAAAUGGACUUGUUCAGAAAGCACUGAAUGCAUCAAAUGUUUAUAACAAAAUUGUGAAAUACAUUUCUGAAGCAAAUGAAUCUGUUGUGGCAACCCAAAGUGAAACUGCAAGAGCUGUAGAUGCCAUUGCUGGAAUAAGAAAUCAGAUUACUUACCAGAAAAAUAAAAGCAGCGGGCUUCUGGAAGAAGCGAAGGAACUACAGAAGACAAUAGAAGACCGAACUGAUAUGGCUGUCGACAGAACCAAAUAUCGUGUUGAGAGUGGAAUAAGAAAAAAGGAACGCCUCACAGAGCAGAUGUCAGGUGUUAUCAGUCAGAUUAAAAAUCUUCCAGAAGUAGGCUCCUCAAGACAGAUGAUGGAAAAAGCCAGGCAAGUGGCUGAAGAAGCAUUAAAUGCCACAGUUGUACUAAGAGAGACUAUUAGCCCUAUGGAGAUGAACGUAAAACAGUGGACCGAAAAUCUUCGCAAUUCUGAAUAUGAUUCGAGUACCUAUGACAGAGCUGCAGACUCAGCUAGAGUUACAGUGAGAGAUCUUACAGAAAUAGUUCCACAACUUCUGGACAAGCUUCGUGUGGUAGAGGAAAAGCCACCUUUGAGCAACCUGUCCACUAGUAUUAGACGCAUUAGAGAGCUUAUUGCUCAUAGCCGAAAUGUGGCAAGCAAGGUUCAAGUAUCCAUGACGUUUAAAGGUCAGUCAGCUGUUGAUGUUCGUCCUCAAACAAAGCCAGAAGAGCUCCGUGCUUUUACGUCAAUGAGUUUAUACAUGAGUGUGCCCCCCUCAGACCAAGAAAAGCAGCCUGACAGAUUUGUUAUGUAUCUUGGGAACAAAAAUGCAACAACUGACUAUAUUGGUCUCGCUAUUAAAAAAGACAACCUUGUCUAUGUCUACAACCUUGGAAGCGGUGAAGUUGAAGUUCCACUCAACAGCAGACCUGUCAGUACUUGGCCAACUCACUUCAGCCUUAUCAGACUGGAAAGAAUUGGAAAAUAUGGCAAAAUAUUUUUAACUGUGUCGAGUCUGAGUAGUACAGCUGAGGAAAAAUUUAUUCAGAAAGCUGAGGCAAAAGGAUCUGAAUCCUUACUGGACCUUCACCCUGACAACACUGUCUUCUAUGUCGGGGGUGUACCUACAGGUUUCAAGCUCCCGGGCAGCCUGAAUCUGUCUAACUUUGUUGGUUGCAUUGAGCUAGCCACACUGAAUGACGAGGUUAUAAGCCUGUACAAUUUCAGGCACAUUUACAAUAUGAACACAACAGAAACACCACCACGUCCCAGGAAUAAACUAGCUUUCACACAGAGCAGAGCUGCAACAUACUACUUUGAUGGCACAGGAUAUGCUGUUGUUCGCAACAUAGAAAGGCGAGGAAGGUUUAGCCAGGUUACACGGUUUGAUCUGGAAGUCCGUACACCUUCAGACAAUGCUCUACUUCUUCUUAUGGUUAAUGAAAGCAUGUUCUUCAGUUUGGAAAUGCAGAAUGGCUACCUUCGACUUAAUUAUGACUUUGGUUUCAGCACAGGCCCAGUCCUUCUUGAAGAUAAUUUAAAGAAGAUUAAAAUUAAUGAUGCAAGAUAUCAUGAGAUAUCAGUUAUUUACCACAACUCUAAGAAGAUGAUCUUAGUUGUGGACAGAAGGUACUUAAAGAGUGUUGAAAAUGAAAAGAAGCAAAUCCCAUUCACAGACAUUUACAUUGGAGGAGCUCCUUCAGAUAUUGUGUCCAGAUUAAGGUCACAUCUGGCUGUUGAAGUUGGCUUCAGGGGUUGUGCCAAAGGGUUCCAAUUCCAAAAGAAAGAUUUUAACCUUCUGGAAGAGCCAGGAGUAUUGGGAAUCAGCAGUGGUUGCCCUGAAGAGUCACUUCUGUCACGCAGUGCAUACUUCAAUGGGGAAAGCUUUAUAGCUUCUGAUAAGCCUAUUUAUCCCUUUGACACAUUUGAAGGAGGAUUUACCUUCCGAACCCUGCAACCUAGUGGGUUGCUAUUCUCCUACGGUGAAGACUCUGAACGGUUCUCUAUUUCCAUGGCUGGCGGAACCAUCUUCUUCACUACCCGGGGGACAAACCUACAAACGUUUAAUCAGUAUAAUGAUGGACAGAGUCAUUUUGUCAUUGCAUCAGUAAAAGAAUCCAACUGUGUACUUACUGUAGAUGAUAAAGACCUACGGAGGACAAUUUGUGAAAAAGGUGAAGAAGAACAGACACCAGAAACUGCAAGAAAGUAUUACUUUGGUGGCUCACCGAAAACGCAGUAUGGCAACUUCACCGGCUGCAUCAGUAACGCAUAUCUGACAAGGGUGGACAAAGAUAUUGAAGUUGAGGAUUUUCAGCAGUAUGUCGACAAUGUCCAGGUCUCUAUGCAUGGCUGCCCCAUUGAAACACCACCUGCUGCUUUACGACUGAAGCAGGAGAGAAAUUCUUCAGGAUAUAAGAAAGGCAAUAAUAAGAAGAUAAAAGAACAGAAGUCUCUGACUUUGCAGGUGUUGUCCAGUCAUAAUCCUAUAGAAAAAGGCAAGACAUUUGAAGGAGGCCUUCACUGUUCCUCUUCAAGCAUGCCCGGAGCUGCCCAACAUGCACAUCAGUUUGGUGGAAUACCAAACAGUCGCCAGGAGUUUAAUAUCACCCCAUCAUUUUUCAGUGAACGAUCUCAUUUCUCAAUUGAUCUGAAAUCUCACUUGGGUCAUGGUGUAAUCUUCUAUGUAUCAGAUGAAGAGGAAAACAACUUUAUGACACUUUUCCUUGCACAGGGACGGUUACAUUAUGUAUUUAAUGUUGGUCACCGAAAGCUGAAAAUAAGAAGCCAGGGAAGAUACAAUGAUGGACAGUGGCACAAUGUGAUAUUUAUCCGUGACAAGAAUAAAGGACGAUUAGUCAUAGAUGGACUGAUAGUUCAGGAAGAGAGUUUAAGCACUACCGAUACUGACUGGAGUGUCACUAGUCCGUUUUAUGUUGGAGGCAUUCACCCAAAUAAAGCUCAGAAGAACAUUCAGUCCAGUUCAUUGUACAGCUUUAGUGGCUGUCUGCGGGAUUUCAAACUAAAUGGCCAGAGGAUUUCCUCACCUUCUCAAUCAUUUGGUGUUAUACCUUGUUUUGAUGGACCAGUGGAAGCUGGGACGUACUUUUCUGCUGAAGGAGGAUAUGUACUUCUUGAUAAUUCUUUCCAUCUGGGCUCAAAGUUUGAAAUAGUGUUCGAAGUACAUCCAAGAGCAAGUUCUGGAAUACUGCUGCAUACGCAUGGCACAGAUGGAUUCUAUCUGAACCUGAACAUGAAGCACAGGCAGGUCAUAGUACAGCUGCAUAAUGGUGCUCAGGAAUAUUCAACCUCAGUCACAUCCCAGCUGUGUGAUGGCAAAUGGCACAGGAUUGCAGUCAUCAGAGCCUCCAAUGUUGUACAACUGGAUGUGGAUUCAGAAGUGAAUUACGUGGUGGGGCCUGUGACUCCCAUACCAAGCGAUAAUAAGCUACCAAUAUAUGUUGGUGGUGCGCCAGAGUCCUUGCUUCCUCCUAACUUGACUGUAAGGCAGUCAUAUGUUGGAUGCAUUCGAAAUUUUAUGAUAAAUAAGGUACCAGUGAACUUCAGCAAGGCAGCAUUGGUCUACGGUGCAGUCGGCAUCGACUUCUGCCCAGCGGCUUAAUAUAUCUUUCAACCUGCCAGUGAAACUGAACUGCUGACAAAAGUCUUCCAAGCACAUCUUCAUUUUAUCUUACUUUUAAAACUGACUUACUUAUGCAGAAAUGCUAAACUAACAUUAUGGCACUGUGGUAUUAUAGUAACUGAAUAUUCCAACUAUUAAAUAACUUUUUUUAGCAAA
Messenger RNA from Protopterus annectens (West African lungfish), 6298 nucleotides. It is a transcript of the gene LAMA4, whose product is annotated as laminin subunit alpha 4. The transcript is spliced from 40 exons. The record is from RefSeq and is a predicted model, not a curated record. Gene Ontology annotation, molecular function: signaling receptor binding. NCBI's taxonomy places the organism in Eukaryota, Metazoa, Chordata, Ceratodontiformes, Protopteridae. Gene Ontology annotation, biological process: cell adhesion; regulation of cell migration; regulation of cell adhesion. The coding region runs from base 377 to 6121 and encodes 1914 amino acids.